AGCCAUGGGGGUGUUGAUGUCCAAGCGGCAGACAGUGGAGCAGGUGCAGAAGGUGAGCCUGGCUGUGUCUGCCUUCAAGGAUGGGCUGCGGGACAGGCCUUCCAUCCGACGCACAGGUGAUCUCCCAGGGUCCCGCCGUGGCACUGUAGAGGGCUCUGUCCAGGAGUUACAGGAGGAGAAAGAAGCAGAGGCAAGCACCCCAAUGCUCCAAGAAGAGAGCAGUGUCAACCGUGCAGCCUGGGAGAGGCUCCGAGAUGGGCGUGGAGUGGAGCCUGAGGAGUUUGACAGGACCAAUCAUUUCACACCCCCUGCCUUCAUCCGCCCCACCCGGAAGCUGGAUGAUGACAAGCCUCCAGAUAUCUGCUUGGAGCCCAGAGAGCCUGUUGUCAACGAUGAGAUGUGUGAUGUCUGUGAGGUCUGGACAGCCGAGAGCCUCUUCCCAUGCAGGGUCUGCACCAGGGUUUUCCAUGAUGGCUGCCUGCGCCGCAUGGGCUACAUCCAAGAAGACAGUGCAGCAGAGAUGACCGAGAUGGCCCACACGGAAACAGGCUGGAGCUGCCACUACUGUGACAACCUCAACUUGCUGCUAACUGAGGAGGAAAUGUACAGCCUCACAGAGACCUUUCAGCAGUGUAAAGUCAUCCCUGAUUGCUCCCUGACUCUGGAGGACUUCCUACGCUAUCGCCACCAAGCAGCAAAGCAGGGGGACAGUGACAGGGCUCUAAGUGAGGAGCAAGAGAAGCAGGCAGCCCGCCAGUUUGCAGCUCUGGACCCUGAACAUCGAGGACACAUAGAGUGGCCUGACUUCUUGUCCCAUGAGUCCCUCCUACUUCUGCAGCAAUUGCGUCCCCAGAAUUCUCUGUUAAGGCUUCUGACAGUCAAGGAGCGAGAGCGAGCCCGAGCCACCUUCCUGGCAUGCGGCAGCAGGGGCACGAUCAGUGAGGCAGAGUGCCGCCGCGCCCAGCACUCUUGGUUCUGCAAACGCCUCGCAGGGGCUCCUUCCUGCAGUGUCAGCAUGAGCCAUGUGGGUCGCAUAGCAGACAGCAGCCCAGCCAGGAGCAGCAGCAAGAGCCAGGACAAGGCCCUGCUGCCCGCAGAGCAUGAGUCCAGAUUUGUGGACUGGCCUACCUUCCUGCAGGAGAAUGUCAUCUACAUCUUGGCUGCUCGCCCCAACAGCACAGCCAUUCAUCUGAAACCCCCAGGAUAGCAUGGAGCAAGAAGCUCAGUUGGGGGACAGUGGCGUUCUCUCUCUCCUUUCCUUUCUCCCUUUCCCUGACCACCCUUUGGUACUGAAACUUCAGGGGAUGGGGCAUUGCCCGCAUCUCAGUUUGUCACUAAGCUUUAUGGCACUGAAAUCACCAUUCCACUCACAACAGAGGCAGUAAAUGCAUUGCCCAGGGAGAAGCCCUGGGAGCUGUGGCAGCAUCCACUCCUGGACCACCCCCUGCCCUCACAUCAUAGACUGGACCUGCCACUGCACACAUACACAUGCCUAGCUGUCCAUACCUUCAGCAACCUGGUUCUUUUUGGUUGAAAAAGGACCAGAGUUCCUUUGUGAAGCCUCUGGUAUAAGAUGAGGGGUCUCUACUUACUCCUCCUACUGGCCAGUUCUGAUUUCUAAUAGGUAAGUCUCUGGCCGAGUGAUUCUUAAUAAGGGGGCAUAUCAGACUCACAUGUUCUCCUCUAUUGAAAACCCCUCCUGUGGUGAGCCGCUGUUCUGGUGGGUGUGUGCUGUGUCCCUCAGCUGUGUUUGGGUGGGAAAAUAGUUGAAAACCACCACUGCACUUCAGCCAAUUAC
Ceratotherium simum simum (southern white rhinoceros) is the source of this 1798-nucleotide messenger RNA. The record is from RefSeq and is a predicted model, not a curated record. Lineage: Eukaryota; Metazoa; Chordata; Mammalia; Perissodactyla; Rhinocerotidae.